GACUUUCAUACAGAUAACUAACUAACUGCUCAAAGCUAACUCACCUCUGUCUGUCUGAUAUUAGUUCAUAACAGGCUGGUUUUGUAUUUAAAAUGCUCAGGGUUUCGCUCGAAGGCAGACAGGACUAACUAACAGAGACGGUAUCUGGUAGGUUGCCAGAUUAAGGUGUGUUUCCUGCCCAAAUGAAAGCAAGUCAAUGAGGUACAGAGCAAGCUGUGUCCUACCAAGGAGCUAUGGAACUUGCUUCUACCUUCUCAAAGUCCCUGGCAGAGUCCAGUGGAACAUCUCCAUCAACAGAACCUACUGUUCCCCGAAGCAGAACCCAGAGGACAAGGCUGAUAAGGCCGUGUCGUCUCAGGACCGUGCCUCGGCCGCCCUGAAGAAUGUGGCAAAGCUUGGGAAACAGUGGGGACAGAAUUCUGUGAGGACCAUGAGCACUACCGUCAAUUACUGGUGGGCGAAGUACGAGGAGUUUGUGGGUCUCAAUGAAGUUCGAGAUGCUCAGAGCAAAGUUACAGAGGCAGAGAAGGCGUUCAUGGUAGCCAGAGGAAUGGUCCGUGAGGCUCACGUCAGUUUGGAGGCUCUUCAAGUUAGAUUGAAGGAAGUCAGAGAUCGCCUGGACCGUGUAUCACGAGAGGAGGCACAUUAUCUAGAACUGGCAACACUGGAACACAAGCUACUGCAGGAAGAGCGUCGUCUGAAAACAACCUACGAGAAUGCGGAGGAGUGCGAACGAGAGAAAUUUGCGCUCUUCUCGGCUGGUGUGCGAGAGAGCCACGAGAAGGAGCGAUCUCGGGCCGAGCGAACCAAGAACUGGUCCGUAAUUGGUUCGGUGCUGGGUGCCAUCAUUGGGGUAAUGGGGUCCACUUACGUAAACCGGGUACGCCUUCAAGAACUGAAAGGCCUGCUGCUAGAAGCUCAGAAGGGACCGGCGAGUCUACAGGAAGCUAUCAAGAUCCAAGCCAGUUUACACAAGAACCAGCAGGAGGAACUCCGUGGCCUCAUAGAUACGUUUAGGGCAGCUGUGAAAGGUGGAGGAGUCGAGGCACAAAAAGUCAAGCCAAGGUCCGUCUUAGUGCCAGCAGCAGUGCCCGUUUCAACCCCUCCGUCUACACACGGUGCCUCAGAAGAAGCCGUGAAGGAGAUCCUCCUCCACAGCCAGAAAGCUCAGGCUCUCAUGGAAGAUCUCAAGCCCCAGCUGCAUCAGCUGGAGCAGAGCGUGGGGAAGGUGGCGACAGAGCUUCACGCCGUGAGGAAAUCUGUGUUGAAUCGUCCUGUUGAGAAGCCAGUCAUUCAGACUAAAGAUACGCAGCUGCUGGUGUGUGAUACAGAGAGCAUCAUCCAGGGACUGGACCAGACGGAGAAGAGACUGGAGGCUCAGAUCAAUAAGACUACUCUGUACACCACAGUUCUGACCUACACUGCUUUUGCUUUAACUAUGCCAGUGCUGUACGUCAUCUUUAAAGCUUCAUAAUAGGGUACAGGGUACUGGAUACUAGUGUAGGUAGAUCGUGUGCAGUUAAGGGGCCAAUGACCGACAAGAAUAACCUCAGAUUUUAUAGGAGACCAUUGGAAUUAUAUCAUGGCUUAAUGCACUGAUGGAUAAACACUGAUUAAAAUGUUCUAAAUGA
Astyanax mexicanus (Mexican tetra) is the source of this 1631-nucleotide messenger RNA. RefSeq names its product coiled-coil domain containing 51 (gene ccdc51). NCBI's taxonomy places the organism in Eukaryota, Metazoa, Chordata, Actinopteri, Characiformes, Acestrorhamphidae. The record is from RefSeq and is a predicted model, not a curated record. Bases 197 to 1474 code for a protein of 425 amino acids. The transcript has 4 exons.